Messenger RNA from Drosophila busckii, 1617 nucleotides. It is a transcript of the gene Pus10, whose product is annotated as putative tRNA pseudouridine synthase Pus10. The transcript is spliced from 2 exons. Gene Ontology annotation, molecular function: RNA binding; pseudouridine synthase activity. Lineage: Eukaryota; Metazoa; Arthropoda; Insecta; Diptera; Drosophilidae. The record is from RefSeq and is a predicted model, not a curated record. Gene Ontology annotation, biological process: tRNA pseudouridine synthesis. The coding region runs from base 81 to 1559 and encodes 492 amino acids.
UUAUGUGCUUGCACGUUUUGUUUACAUCGACAGGCACAAGUUUGUUAAUAUUGUUUUUGUUAAUUAAUUAACUUAAAGUAAUGAAAAAUCAAGAGCUUGUUGACUACUUGGAGAGCUGCAAUGUCUGCAGAGUGUGUCAAUUGCGUUAUCUCAAAGCGCGCGGCAACGAAUACAAGAAUAUGGACAAAACUUUUCAACGCUUGGAUGUAAAGUUGCCUGAGCAGUCUGAUGAGACUGAAGAGCAGCCUUUGAAAAAACCACGGCUUGCCAAUUGUUCUACCUGCUUAGGACUCUUCUCAGAGGAUUUUCAGAAUCAAUUGAUUGCAGGCAUCUUGGAAACGGAUUUUGGCAAAUAUGACUGCGCCGGCAUGGUGUUAGCUCUCAGCCUACCCAUUUCACUACAGAUGCGCCAGUUGUCCAUGUGGUUUGCGCUGCAGCGUAAGUUUGGACGAACAGCAGUAUCCGAUCACAACGCACCAGAUGUGCCUCUUAAGGAGGCAGUAAAGCUUAUACUGCAUCCAAUUGUGUGUGGUAAGCUGGGUAAGGAACAUGAUGCCAAUGGACUGAUGAUUAAUAUAGACUUGCGUCACAGCGUGGAGACAGACGAGGUGGCAAAGCUUGUGGAGCUGAACAAGUCUGCUUUUCCUUGUAAGGGCAAACGCAUAGAGAUCUCACGUGGUCUGCUGGAGAAGCAGUAUCAGCCUUGCCAUAUUAAAGCGGAGCUCUUUGAAAAGUAUCUACCCAUACCACCUGCUCCAGUGGAUGAAUCAUUGCAGCUGCAGUCCAUCAAGCUAGAGGGACCUCUGGUCUGUGUGGCUGGACGCUAUCGCAAGCUAAGUCGUGAGCUUUCGCAUACGCCUUGGGUACUCCAUGGCAAGCGCAUUAUGGAGGACAGCAUUGAGGAGAUUAUCGUGCGCCAUGUUGGACUACAUUUUAGUGAAACUCCCGAGAAGAUUACCUUCAUGUCCAGCGGGCGUGAAGAUGUGGAUGUGCGUUGUCUUGGCAAAGGGCGUCCCUUUGUGCUGGAGAUACCAAAUGCCAAAUGCAGCAGCUUGAGCAAUCAACAAGCAUUUGGAAUGGAGCAGGCAAUUGAUCGUUCCGGCACGGUUUCCAUACACAAUCUGCAGGUGGUGCCGCGGGAGGAGCUUGUACAUAUCAAAGCAGGCGAAGAACAAAAGCGUAAGUACUACCGCGCGCUGUGCGUGCUCGACGAGCCCGUCACUUUGGAUAUACUUCAAAAGCUCCAAAUUGCCGAGAGCUUUGAUAUACAUCAAAAGACACCCAUACGUGUGUUGCAUCGACGACCACUACAUACGCGUCCUAGAACUAUAUAUAGUGUUAAAGCGCGUGUACAGCGUGGAAAUCACCGUUUGCUCAUCAUCGACAUAGUCAGCCAGGCGGGAACCUAUAUUAAAGAGCUCGUGCAUGGCGAAUUUGGACGCACAACGCCUUCAAUAUCUUCCAUAAUAGGUAAACCAGUUGACAUACAAGCUUUAGAUGUAGUUGGCAUUGACUUGGAUUGGCCUGCAGAUGUAAAUAAUGCAGCAAAUGAAACUUGAAAUUCAAACAAAGCGCUUUCAUGUUUUACAACACUAGCGCAUUUGCAAUAAUGUAAGG